GGAGAAGAGAAUAGUAGGAUAAUACAAUGAUAGAUUUUAGGAGGAAAUACGAGGUGCAUGUCAAAUACGAGAGUUGUGCAUGAACAGGCAGAAAGCGCGGCCGUGCUCGGUGACCUACCUUCCCGUGUCCCCUUGCAGAAGUUACCACUGUGAGUCUGUCCUCAGCAGCGGAGCGGAGAGGAGGCGGCACCGUUCCUCUCCACCAUCUACAUCCAGGACUCCAAGCCAAAGUCCAGGUCGAGGUCGUCACCAUGUCAACUGACCCUGCGAUUGAGCUGCCUUUCUACUAUGGCAGCAUCAGUCGCUCUGAUGCCGAGCAGCACCUGAAGCUGGCUGGGAUGGUCGAUGGCCAAUUCUUGUUGCGACAGUGUCUCCGCAGUCUGGGAGGCUACGUCCUCUCUAUAGUGUGGAACUUGGAGUUUCACCAUUACCCCAUAGAGAAACAACUUAAUGGGACUUACCUCAUCACAGGAGGAGGCAAGCCUCAUUGUGGGCCUGCAGAGCUCUGUGAGUAUUACAGCAAGGACCGUGAUGGACUGGUGUGCAUGCUGAGGAAACCCUGUCUGCGCUCCCCAGAUACACCAAUACAGCCCGGCGUAUUUGACAGCCUGAGAGACAAAAUGCUGAGGGAGUACGUGAAGCAGACCUGGAACUUGGAGGGAGAAGCCAUGGAGCAGGCCAUCAUCAGUCAAGCUCCUCAGCUCGAGAAGCUUAUCGCCACUACGGCCCAUGAGAAGAUGCCUUGGUAUCAUGGUAAAAUCAAUCGCCAGGAGGGUGAGAGGCGGCUUUACAGUCACGCACAACCAGACGGCAAGUUUCUAGUGAGAGACAGAGAUGAGUCGGGUACGUUUGCUCUCUCGUUACUAUACGGAAAAACAGUAUACCACUAUCAAAUCCUCCAAGACAAAUCAGGGAAAUAUUCCAUGCCAGAGGGAACAAAAUUUGACACACUCUGGCAGUUGGUUGAGUACCUGAAGAUGAAACCUGAUGGCCUGAUAACAGUUCUCAGGGAAGCGUGUCUUAACAGCCAAUCUACUGAAAAGACCCCCAGUCUUCCUGCAACAAGGCGGGGUGUUGGAAAUGGAUACACACCGCCACCUCAAGCUGCUGCAGCAGCAGCUCCCAGGCCAGUUAGUGCGAACCAUGAUGUUCUGCCCAUGGACACUGAUGUGUUCAACCCAUACCACAACCCGAACGAUGUGAAGAAAUUUAACAUCAAGAAAACUCAGUUGCUGGUGGACGAUGAGAUGGAGCUUGGUUCUGGGAACUUUGGCUAUGUCAAGAAGGGAGUCCUCACGACUAAUUCGGGUCAGAUGGACGUGGCCGUCAAAGUGCUGAAGAGUGAUAAUGAGAAAAUGGUGAAGGAGGAGAUGAUGAGGGAGGCAGAGAUCAUGUAUCAACUGGACAACCCCUUUAUUGUUCGCAUGCUGGGCCUCUGUAAUCACACAGAUCUGAUGCUGGUCCUGGAGAUGGCCUCUGCCGGGCCUCUAAACAAGUUCCUCUCCGCCAACAAAGAAACUGUAACUGUGGAGAACAUUGUCAACCUGAUGCACCAGGUGUCGAUGGGGAUGAAAUAUCUGGAGGAAAAAAACUUUGUGCACAGAGACUUAGCAGCUCGUAACGUCCUUCUCGUCAACAAACAGUUUGCUAAAAUCAGUGACUUUGGGCUCUCUAAGGCUCUGGGAGCAGAUGGCAGCUACUACAAGGCUCGUACUGCCGGUAAAUGGCCAUUAAAGUGGUACGCUCCAGAAUGUAUAAACUUCCACAAAUUCUCCAGCAAAAGUGAUGUGUGGAGUUAUGGUAUCACCAUGUGGGAGGCCUUUACCUAUGGAGGGAAACCCUACAGGAAAAUGAAAGGACCAGAGGUAAUUCGCUACAUUGAGGGUGGGAAUCGCAUGGACUGCCCACCAGGAUGUCCAGAGCGAAUGUACGAAGUGAUGAGAGAGUGCUGGACAUACAGACAAGAGGAGCGCCCAGACUUCAAGAAGGUCGAGGAGUCCAUGAGGUCUUACCAUUACUCCAUCUCAAAAAAGGCCAAGCCCGAGGAAGACGCAGCCGCUGCGGAGCCUGACAAGUAGACAGAAACAAGGCACAUUCUGUCCCAGUGCUGCACAAAGCAUCCUUUCAACUUGGCCAUUAAACAACCAAAAAGCUUUUAAUGAACGGUGCACACUGACCAGAUCUGACUGCAGUACCACCAAACAGGCCUUGCUUACAAAUGUAAAUUGGACUUUAUUGUGUCAGCCGUCUAAGAAGGAUCUCUUUCUGUCUGUCUGUCAUGGUUUGAAUGUUAAGGAUUGACAUCUUUAUAUUGAUGAACAAACUAAUUUUAUAUUCUGAUAUUUUGGAGCCUAGUGGCAGUGUAUAGUAUGUUCACCACCUAAGAGCAGUUUAUUGUUCUUUUUUAAAAUAACAAAUA
Messenger RNA from Monopterus albus (swamp eel), 2419 nucleotides. It is a transcript of the gene zap70, whose product is annotated as zeta chain of T cell receptor associated protein kinase 70. Gene Ontology annotation, molecular function: non-membrane spanning protein tyrosine kinase activity; ATP binding. Lineage: Eukaryota; Metazoa; Chordata; Actinopteri; Synbranchiformes; Synbranchidae. Gene Ontology annotation, biological process: protein phosphorylation; intracellular signal transduction. Gene Ontology annotation, cellular component: cytoplasm. The record is from RefSeq and is a predicted model, not a curated record. The transcript has 14 exons. Bases 252 to 2078 code for a protein of 608 amino acids.